GUGACCGCUUCAGAGAGUCACCUUGCCCCGGCCGCUGCUGCUGCUGCUGCUGCACCGGUGAGAGAGCAGGUGGACCGACCCGCCCAGAGGCACACAGGCAGGCAGACAGCGGGACUCUGAAGCCGGCCACUGACCCACCCACCGACCGACCGGGGGAAACAUGGCGGAGGCAAAGCCCAAGACCUCUCCGAAGGCCAUCAAGUUCCUGUUCGGGGGUUUGGCCGGGGCUCUGGUCCGUGUCCCCAUCAGGGCUCUGGUCCGUGUCCCCUUCGACAUCAGCAUCGAGCUGUCGGCCGGUCUCCUCCGCCAGGCCACCUACACCACCACCCGUCUGGGGAUCUACACCAUCCUGUUUGAGAAGAUGACCAGCGCUGACGGCCGACCGCCCAACUUCCUUCUGAAGGCUCUGAUCGGUAUGACAGCCGGAGCCACAGGAGCGUUUGUGGGAACUCCAGCAGAGGUCGCUCUGAUCAGGAUGACGGCCGACGGACGGCUGCCUCCCGACCAGAGGAGGGGCUACACCAACGUGUUCAACGCCCUCGCCCGCAUCACCCGGGAGGAAGGCGUGGCCACGCUGUGGAGGGGCUGUGUUCCCACCAUGGCCCGAGCGGUGGUGGUCAACGCUGCCCAGCUGGCCUCCUACUCUCAGUCCAAGCAGGCGCUGCUCGACUCAGGGUACUUCGGUGACGACAUCCUGUGCCACUUCUGUGCCAGUAUGAUCAGCGGCCUGGUGACCACGGCGGCCUCCAUGCCCGUCGACAUCGUGAAGACCAGGAUCCAGAACAUGAGGAUGAUCGACGGGAAGCCCGAGUACAAGAACGGCUUGGAGGUGCUGAUGCGUGUGGUGGGCUCUGAGGGCUUCUUCUCUCUGUGGAAGGGCUUCACUCCGUACUACGCCCGGCUCGGACCGCACACCGUCCUCACCUUCAUCUUCCUGGAGCAGAUGAACCGUCUGUACAAGACCUACGUCCUGGACCGCUGACACACAACAACAACAACACAACAGCAACACAACAUACCACCACACAGCAACACAACAA
Molecule: messenger RNA, 1040 nt
Organism: Stegastes partitus (bicolor damselfish)
Lineage: Eukaryota; Metazoa; Chordata; Actinopteri; Pomacentridae
Gene: slc25a11
Product: solute carrier family 25 member 11
Exons: 9
Coding region: 161-982 (273 amino acids)
Biological process (GO): transmembrane transport
Source: RefSeq, a predicted model, not a curated record